Caenorhabditis sp. 36 PRJEB53466 is the source of this 3677-nucleotide messenger RNA. The record is from the annotation of a GenBank genome assembly. Lineage: Eukaryota; Metazoa; Nematoda; Chromadorea; Rhabditida; Rhabditidae.
AUGCGUUGCGGUCCCUCGGUGGAUCGCCUCUUUCCUCGACAUCAUCAAGACCGUCCUUCCACCCUCCAAUCCGCCACAAUGAACUUGCAAUUGCUCGACUUCUUCGCUGCCCUGCCCGAAGUCGCGAAACGAGAAAUACUGAUGCAUUGGAUGCCGUCUCAAAUGUAACUUGCACACUUUCAAACGUCCACUUUUAUCUCAAACAUUGCAGGUUCAAAGUGGCGCGCGCGUCCGAACCGUGGAGCCGACUCGUCAUUCCGGCACUCGGACGCGACGGACUGCACGCUCAACUCGUGCUGGCCACUGGCGAUUCGGGGAACAAUACGCACGUGCAACUGAUCGCGACACUCCUCAAAGACGGUCUGGAAGAGGACAAAAUCGAGAUGGAGAUCCGCGAAACGCCGCGAGUCUUCCUGCCGCAAUGGACCGAACUCCGCGGACUUCUCGAGAGGUGCUUCCCGACCAUCACCGCCGGUCCCAUCCACAUCGACAUGGACACCGAGCUGAGCGUUGCGGACCUUCGGCGCGUCAUGGACGGUCUCGAAAUCGACGCGCUCUUCGUGGGAAUCGAUGAGGGGCGCGUGGUGCCCGGCCGAAAGUUCAACGAGUUGGUGGCCGGUCUGCAACCGAAAAAACUCGAUUUGGAGAUGGAUUCGGACGACGAUUUCAGCUGGGAAAUUGUGAGUUUGUACCCUUGCAUGAUGGGCGUUCCCAUGAUUUCAACACUUUUAAAAUGAUGUGACAUUACCUCGACUUUUUUUCCAGAUCCAGCACGUCAGAGACGUGAACGUGCGGAGGUCCGAAUGGAUGUCGACGGCCAAGCUGCUGGACCUGAACUGUGAAAAAGUGGUGAUGGACGAAUGGAAGUUCACCGAUCGGGACCUCAACCGAUUCCUGAGGCACUGGCACUCGGGCGCCGCUUCCGAAGUACGGCUUCUCGAAUUCAAGAAGAAAGUGUUCAUUGAGCUGACGCAUCUGUUCGACGGACUCGAGCCCCUUCGAUGGAGCCCAACCCGCAGGGACCGUGUCUUUGUGGACCGACAGAACAAGCUCGUCGACCUGUCGGCCGGCAUGGAUAUUGUGCGGGCGGACGGUAAACUCGCGACGGUCCACUACUCGCUGAGCACCAAAUCGCUGCACCUCUACGUGUGGGAAGAUCGGUUUCCGACAGGACCGCUUAAGGAGAAACUCGAGUCCCGGAUCGCCCAGGUCCAAAGACAAUUGACGGAACUGUCGCCGAAGCUGAAGGCUCGAGUGGAGCCGGUCUACCGAAAGCACGCGACUUUGGAACAAGUGCACCGAGAAGAACGAACGGUUUACCGGAAGCUGAAGGCCGAGGGACGUGCCGCGUUUGAGCUGUUCGCGGAGAAGGACCGGAUCCAGAGGGACCUGGUCCAGCUGACCGAGUUGAAUGCGGCACCGCCGGUUGCCCCGCACGACUACGCCCGAUUCAACGUGCUGGCACACAACUUGAGGGAGAUUAACGAGCGCUGGUGGCAGCACUUGGUAAUUUGAUGAUAGCGCAUCUAUUUUUUUAUGAUAACUGAUAUUGUGGGACUCUAACUAAAUAUUGUGGACUUGAAAUUCACUUAUUUAUUCGAACUCGAUAAUAAAAAAUGUCAGAGAAGCGAACAAUUACAGGAGAGAGUUGAAGCGAACGAAGUGAACAAGUGUUUGCAAUAUUUUAAGACACGUUUACUCUCUUUUUUCAUUUUAUUAUUCUGCCUAGCCCAUGUUUACCAAAAAAUACGUGACCUUUCCAAAAAGUGUCAAAAACGUCACGACAACACUUAUUUCACCAAAAAAAAUGUCGAGUGUUCAAACGAAGUCAACGUUUGUAUCGCAAGGCUCCACGUCGAAGGGACCGUCUUCGACGGUGUCGAAAUGUUCGGGACCGUCCGAGUCGACUGUUUCGAAAGUAUCAUCGGGACCGCCCGAGUCGACGUCGUUGGCGCCGUCGAAGAACGAGAAACAGGCGAAAAAAGAGAAGAAAAAGGCGAAAAAGGAGAAGAAAAAGGGCAAAAAGCAGUGGGAUGACUAUUGGUUCGGAUGGUAUCCGGUGUACGAGCGGGAGGCGAAGCGAGGCGUCCCACUGGGUUACAUUCCGAUGUACGACGAGCCGUCGACGCUUUACUGGGAGCCCGGAUGCGUCGAUCCGUGGCAGGUUCACAUCGGACUUUGUGCGCGGGUGAGUCCUUUUCCUCGAAAAAUCAAUACAUGCAACAAAAAAAUGCGUGGGCUAGUUGGGAGUUCAAAUUCUGACGCGACUUCUCAUGUUUUUAGUAGAAAAUGACUCAAAAUUCGCACUUUUUUUGAAUAAACGUAAGCGUUGAUCUCAAACUUAUUUGAAUUUCAAGGUUUGCGCUUAAGAUGCUCGAACUUCAGUCAUUUUCAUUGUUUGAAGGCUCAAAAUUAGUUUUUUAUGAUUUCCGACACUGAUUUUGUCUGAAAACCGUUCAUAUCGCGAAAAACGCUUCGAACGAGACGUUUUCACGAAAACUUCAAUGUUUUCUUCUUCAAAACCAUCUUCAUCGAUAUUUGCCUCAAAAAUUGAUUCAAAAUCGCGCAUUUGCAAAGGCCACGCUCCUUCUCAAACAAAUUGUUCGGGCUAUCAAGUCGUAAAAGCUAAGUAUUUGUGAAAAAGCGAAUUUUGCAGGAGCACCUCACUCUCGCCGCCGGUUUUCAACAGGUUCUCACGCUGAUCGCUCAAGUUCUCUCGCUGUUCUUCUUCAAUACAUUCUAGUAAGUUUUUCACAUAUUCGACGUUCUUUUUCUUCGACGUAUUUUGUGUGUUCGAACAGCAAAAAUGAUCGAGAAUUGACUGAAAAUCGAUUUAAAAAAUCGCAAAUUUAUAUAAGACUCUUGUGUUUUAUAUAUACGAAAAAUAGAGCUAAAAUUUGAAUCUUUUCGUUUCCAGUCCAUUAUUCACUACUCAACACGAUGUCGACACGAACUACAUGCUUCACGGAUCGCUUACUUACAUUUGGGUACUUUUUUAUUGGAUAAAUUGUCAAGUUUGUAUUUUUCAAUUUUCAGCUCUAUUUUAUGCUCUCGGUUGUCAUCUUGUGUCCCGCUGAUUGGUCUCGCAAAAAGCACAUGCUGUUGCUCGGACUUGUUGUAAGUUUUCAAAAAAAGUUUCGCGUCGAGACGCAAACAAUGUUUUUUUUCUGCAGAUUUCAUGCGUCAUCCUAUCUGGAGUCGUUGUGCCGAUCGUCGCGAAAAUUAUGGGCUGUAAGUUUUCAAGCAGGCUUUUUACAAAAGAAAUGAGUAAUUCAGAUGACACACUGAUUCUGAUCAUUAUCUGCGAGGCCACCGCCUUGGUUUACAUCUAUCCGACGGUUAUUGUGGCGUUAAUGCUGUUAGUGUUUUUCUAAUAAUUAGAUAAAAACAAAAAAGUGUUUUUUUGCAGCUGGAAACCGGGCCGUCACCCGUUUUGGCGCCUUUUCGCCAUAUACCACCGUGUCGGAUUGGCCGACGAGGACGGAAACAUAACGGAAGCGGGAAGGAAGUGGGAAGCCGAAGGAUGCGGAUUCUUGGAGACGCUUCCGGAAGGCACUCCGGACAGUCUGAUCGGCAGCCCGUCAGCCACCAAAAAAACGGCCACGACCACCGGCAAUACGACCGCCUCGACGAUGCGUUCGAGCGGCGGCACCGAGGAAAUCGAUGCACUCGUUUGA